AUGGAUGUAACCCAGAUGAUCAGUGAAUUAUCGUCAUCACCCACACGAUUUCCCGACUGUUGCCUAGCCAUUUCCAGAACAUUCAUUACAUCUCUAAUCUCCAUCCUACCCAAGAAGCCGGCAUUCACAUUGUCCAUUGGCAGUGGACAAGGCCUACUAGAAGGUCUAGUUUCUCACAGCGAUGAAGAUGUCUCUGUCCACGGCGUGGAAGUAAGCUCAUCCGUCAACCGUUACAUAGCCGAAGAAGACAUGCAUGUUGUGCCCGGGACAUGGGGCUUGUAUUCUUUUGCUCAACAUGCCACAGCGUGGAUGUUUGUCUACCCGCGAGAUCCUAAGCUGAUUUCAAGAUAUAUGGAUACAUAUGGUGAUAAUGCCGUCGAGUUGAUCAUAUGGCUUGGACCGCGGGUUGACUGGCCAGACUAUGAGCCUUGUUUUCGCCAAUCUUCAUUCUCGGAGCUCAGUUUUCCAGAUCUCGGACUAACGCCGUUCGAGGUAGCGGUAGUUGCCAGAAAAUCCGAAUGUAUGCAAGUAUAA
Penicillium angulare is the source of this 534-nucleotide messenger RNA. RefSeq lists its product as uncharacterized. NCBI's taxonomy places the organism in Eukaryota, Fungi, Ascomycota, Eurotiomycetes, Eurotiales, Aspergillaceae. The record is from RefSeq and is a predicted model, not a curated record. The transcript has a single exon. Bases 1 to 534 code for a protein of 177 amino acids.